GACUCUCCAGCCCCUUUGUGUGAUUUUAUCCACCUCCACAGCACCCACCCGGAGGUGGUGGCUGGGGAACCGCGGACGCUGCCCGGGGUCCCGCCACGUCUGCUUGGACAGCGCUCCCCAUCCUCCGCACCCUGCGCUCCUCCCUGGCCCGGUCCCUGGCCCCAAACAGCAGCCUUUGGGCCGCGUCCCGCCGCUGUCGGCACCCCCGCCCGCCCCGGGGCGCUAGUCUCCUCCGGUCCCGAUCUUCUCCUGGAUUCCCCCCACUUCCCCAUCCCAGACCUCUAACGUGGAGAAAAACUAAAAGCAGUGCAAGGCAGAGUCUCCAAUAAAACGCCCAGUACCUCGAGCCCGAGCGCGAGUGCCGGGCAGCGAGGGGCGCGGGAGGCGGGGAUGGGGCGGCGGGCGGGGGGGACAAUGAGCGCGUGAAGUUACCUGCCCGGCAGCGGCGGGGCCGAGAGCGCUGGGGCCCAGCGGACCAGGCAGGCUGCGCGCUCGGCGUGGACGGGAAAAGAAAAGGAGUUGCUUGAUGUGAGAGUGAAAUGGACGUAAGAUUUUAUCCACCUCCAGCCCAGCCCGCUGCUGCUCCCGCCGCUCCCUGUCUGGGACCUUCUCCCUGCCUGGACCCCUACUAUUGCAACAAGUUUGACGGUGAGAACAUGUAUAUGAGCAUGACAGAGCCGAGCCAGGACUAUGUGCCAGCCAGCCAGUCCUACCCUGGCCCAAGUCUGGAAAGUGAAGACUUUAACAUUCCACCCAUCACACCUCCUUCCCUCCCUGACCACUCUCUGGUGCACCUGAAUGAGGUGGAGUCUGGGUACCACUCUCUGUGUCAUCCCAUGAACCACAAUGGCCUGCUCCCAUUCCACCCACAAAACAUGGACCUGCCAGAGAUCACCGUGUCCAACAUGCUGAGCCAGGAUGGCACACUGCUCUCCAACUCCAUCUCUGUGAUGCAAGAUAUUGGGACCACCGAAGGAGCUCAGUAUGGCUCCCAUCCUCAGAUGGCAGCCAUGAGGCCAAGAGGCCAGCCCCCAGACAUCAGACAGCAGGCAAGCCUGAUGCAGCACGGUCAGCUGACCACCAUCAACCAGUCCCAGCUGAGUGCACAGUUGGGUUUGAACAUGGGAGGCAGCAACAUUCCCCACAACUCCCCUUCUCCCCCUGGGAGCAAGUCAGCAACGCCUUCGCCCUCUAGCUCAGUGCAUGAAGAUGAAGGUGAUGACACCACCAAGAUCAAUGGUGGAGAGAAGCGGCCUGCCUCUGAUAUGGGAAAAAAACCAAAAACUCCAAAAAAAAAGAAGAAGAAGGACCCUAAUGAACCCCAGAAGCCUGUGUCUGCCUAUGCUUUGUUCUUUCGUGACACUCAGGCAGCCAUCAAGGGCCAAAAUCCAAAUGCUACUUUUGGUGAAGUCUCUAAGAUUGUAGCUUCAAUGUGGGAUGGCCUUGGAGAAGAACAGAAACAGGUCUAUAAGAAGAAAACCGAGGCUGCAAAGAAGGAGUACCUGAAGCAACUAGCAGCAUACAGAGCCAGCCUUGUAUCCAAGAGCUACAGUGAUCCUGUUGAUGUGAAGACAUCUCAGCCACCCCAGCUGGUCAACUCCAAGCCGUCAGUGUUCCAUGGGCCCAGCCAGGCCCACUCAGCUCUGUACCUAAGCUCUCACUAUCACCAACAACCAGGAAUGAAUCCUCACCUCACCGCCAUACACCCAAGCCUCCCCAGAAACAUAGCACCCAAGCCGAAUAACCAAAUGCCAGUGACUGUCUCCAUAGCCAACAUGGCCGUGUCCCCACCACCGCCCCUCCAGAUCAGCCCACCUCUUCACCAGCAUCUCAGCAUGCAGCAGCAUCAGCCGCUUGCCAUGCAGCAGCCACUUGGGAGCCAGCUUCCCAUGCAGGUCCAGUCUGCCUUACACUCGCCCACCAUGCAGCAAGGAUUUACUCUUCAACCCGACUAUCAGACUAUUAUCAACCCUACAUCUACAGCCGCACAAGUUGUCACCCAAGCGAUGGAGUAUGUGCGUUCUGGAUGCAGAAACCCUCCCCCACAGCCGGUGGACUGGAAUAACGACUACUGCAGUAGUGGGGGCAUGCAGAGGGACAAAGCACUGUACCUCACCUGAAAAAUCUCAACACGUCUCAUUUCCACUGAGGAAUUCAGGGAAGUCUUUUCAUCAUGGAUUGCUUUGUGCACUCAAGGCAAUUCUUCAUUUUAUUAGAAAAUACAAGUUGCUAAGCACUUAGGACCAUGUGAGCUUGUGGGUCACCCACUCUGGAAGAAAUAGUCAUGCUUCGUUAUUAUUUUUUUAAUCUUUUAUGGACAUUGUUCCUCUUCCCUGAAGGAAGUAUGGACCGUUCUGAUUUCUGUUGGUUUUGCUGUGAAGUACUGCGCUCUAGUAACUGCCUUAGCAACGGUAGAUGUCUGGGGUAAUGGUCCUGGGUUUUCAUUGGUUUUCAUAAUGGGUGUUUAUAUGAAACUACUAAAGACUUUUUAAAUGGCUUGAUGUAGCAGUCAUAGCAAGUUUGUAAAUAGCAUCUAUGUUACACUCUCCUAGAGUAUAAAAUGUGAAUGUUUUUGUAGCUAAAUUGUAAUUUGAAACUGGCUUACCCCAGUUUGUUUAUUUCACAGAGGGGUUAAAUUGGCAAACAUUCAUAUUUUUACUUCAUUUUUAAAAACAACUAAUAGUUCUAUAUUUUCAAAAUACUUGAAAAAAUAUUCCCAAAUGAUUUUAAUUUAAAAACAAAUUGGCUUUGUCUUAUUGAUCAGACAAGAAGAACCUAGUGUGGAGGGAGGGAAGCGCAAACACAUUUAUUUUGUAUUGCAAAAAAAAAAAAAAAAAGAAAAGAAAAAAUCCUUUUUUGUAUCACUUUUGUGUAACGGUUAGUAAAUGUCAUCUAUCUAAGUCCUUUUAUGUAUAAAGCUGCCAAAUGCUCACCCGGUAUCUUAGCUGCAGAACCAGGUUGGAAAGCGCUAAACGAUCAUCUUUAUGGCUCUGUAUUAUUGUUUCCUCAUACCGUGUCUGUAUUUAAUCUUUUUUUUUUAUGGAACUUGUUGCGCCUAUUUAUGAAAUAAUAAAUAUAGGUGUUUGUAAGUAAAUUUGUUAGUAUUUGAAAGAGGUUUCAUUGCUGUUUUAAUUUUUGCUGGCAAAAAAAAAAACCCAUGCUUGGUGUGAAUACUUAUUAUUUAGUUCUUACAGUGACAUGAAUAAAACCAAAUCUGCUUUUCAUUUAGUAGCAAAUUAGAGUAAUGAAUCUGUAUUUCUGCAUAUCUUUUGUUGACAUAAAUGAAAUACAAUUUUACUUAGCAACCUUCUUUCCUUGUACAAUACAACAGAAAAACACCCCAAAAGUCUCACACACUCCAUGCCUAAACAAAUACCAGUGCACCCUCUUCUUAAAAUGAGCUGUUUCUCACUUCUCAAUUCCAAAACAUGCUCUCCCCAUUUAAAAAAAAAAAAAAAAAAAAUUCAAGUUGAGUCACCAAAAAUUCCUCAAGCCACAUGCUUCUCACGGCAUCCAGAAAACAAUUUAAGAAUUGACCAAGGGCUCAGGAAGAGAUCAAAAGAAGGCAUAGUCUUUAGAAUCAGCCUAGAAAUGAAAGGUAAGUAACCAGACAGCCAAAAAAAUCGGAAAAGCAGCCAGAACUGGAAGCAGUUGCUAGAAGUUGAGAGUCCUACUAUCUCUCAGGCCUCCACGUCCUUCCUUUCCACACACCCUAGGUCCCUACUUGGGAUUUGCUAAGAGGGGUUUGCAUAGCUUUGACAACAAAAGGGAGGGUGAACCAAUGUCUCCCUUCCAGGGGGAUUGUAUCCCGUAAAUUAAUCUGGUUGGAAAUCAAGGGAAUAGCUGUUUGGUGGAAUGUAUGAAAUAACUUCAGCAAUUUAAAUACAAAUACAUUAUGUAAUCCAGUCAGAAUUAAAAAGACAAAAGGCUUGCUUGCUUUGGAAUGAUUUUCAAGCAUUGUACAACAUUGAAUCACUCAGCAUGUAAUAACUAAUAAAUAAUGCAGAUCCAAUGUUAUUAAAAUGACUGGGGCUGAGAGCUCGAAUUUUCCUGUCUUGAUAUUGUAUAAGAACUCAUGUGAUUAAGUUCAUGGUUUAUUAUUUGGUUGUUUAGUAUUUUAGAAAUAUAUGAGCACUACUAAUUUA
Peromyscus californicus insignis is the source of this 4145-nucleotide messenger RNA. RefSeq names its product thymocyte selection associated high mobility group box (gene Tox). Gene Ontology annotation, molecular function: chromatin DNA binding. Bases 540 to 2120 code for a protein of 526 amino acids. NCBI's taxonomy places the organism in Eukaryota, Metazoa, Chordata, Mammalia, Rodentia, Cricetidae. The transcript is spliced from 10 exons. The record is from RefSeq and is a predicted model, not a curated record. Gene Ontology annotation, biological process: leukocyte differentiation; regulation of transcription by RNA polymerase II. Gene Ontology annotation, cellular component: nucleus.